AUGCCUGCCUGGUACAUCAAACAUAGCCCAAACACCAUUACGGCUCCUGAAAAAGAACAACUCGCCAAGUCAAUCACCAGACUGUACGUCUCCUACGGCCUACCUGCAUUCUACGUUCAAGUCCACUUCAUCGAGGACAUCCCAGGUACUGCAUUCGUUGGCGGCGAACCUCACCCCAACUUUGCAGCCGUGACAAUUUAUCACGUCGCCCGUGCCUUCCAGAACGACGAAACCAAACAGCGAUUCCUGACCGAUGUUGAUGAGAUCCUCAAUCCUGUAUUUGAGCCGAAGGGAAUGGAAUGGGAGUAUUGGGUCACGGAAGUGUCGAGAGACUUGUGGAAGAUCAAUGGUUUGGUGCCGCCGCAGCCUGGGUCAGAGGGAGAGAAGAAAUGGGUCGAGCUGAACAAGGCUGUUAAGCUCUAG
This is a messenger RNA of Penicillium concentricum, 423 nucleotides long. Its product is annotated as tautomerase family protein. NCBI's taxonomy places the organism in Eukaryota, Fungi, Ascomycota, Eurotiomycetes, Eurotiales, Aspergillaceae. Bases 1 to 423 code for a protein of 140 amino acids. The transcript has a single exon. The record is from RefSeq and is a predicted model, not a curated record.